CCGACAUUUUUCUCUGACCGCCGCGCCUCCAUCCCAUCCCGGAUCCUUUGCCGCAACGUCAGCGCCGCCUCCUCCUCUUUUCCUCUUCCUCCUCCGCCCCUCUGGCGUCCCGGCUUCUCCAGUUGCGGUUCCCGAAGCCGGUACCGAGCCCGGGGCAGCAGGGUGCCAUGCAGCCCGAGUGGCGGCGCUGAAGCAUGGCGACGCCCAUUCCUCCGCCUUCCUCGCGGCACCUGCGGCUGCUGCGACUGCUGCUCUCCGGCCUCAUCCUCGGAGCGGCCCUGAAUGGUGCCACCGCCCGCAGCCCCGAUGCUGCCACCUGUCCCGGAAGCCUGGAUUGUGCCCUGAGGAGGCGGGCAAAAUGCCCACCAGGUGCACAUGCCUGUGGACCAUGCCUUCAGUCCUUCCAGGAGGACCAGCAAGGGUUCUGUGUGCCCAGGAUGCACCUGUCUUCCGGGGAGGGCCUGUCCCAGCCUAGACUGGAAGAGGAGAUCGAUUCCCUGGCCCAGGAACUGGCUCUGAAGGAGAAGGAGGCUGGGCACUCAAGGCUUACAGCACAACCCUUGCCUGAGGCUGCACAGAAGCUCCUGGAGCCUGCUACCUUGGGAUCUUCACAGAGGGGUCAAGGACUGGAGCCCCGCCUCCCCUCCACACACGGAACCUCUCCACCUACGCCCCACACCUCCUUUGGCACCCCAGCGUCUUCUGGGCCUGUGCAUAUGUCCCCGCUGGAGCCUCCGGGCAGGCAUGGAAAUGGCCUCACCCUUGUGCUGACCCUGGCUUUCUGCUUGGCGAGCACAGCCGCCCUGGCUGUGGCAGCCCUCUGCUGGUGUAGGUUACAGCGAGAGAUCCGCCUGACUCAGAAGGCCGACUAUGCUGCCACAGCCAAGGCGCCCACUUCACCUACAACGCCACGAAUCUCGCCUGGAGAUCAGCGGCUGGCGCACAGUGCUGAGAUGUAUCACUACCAGCACCAGAGACAGCAGAUGCUGUGCCUGGAACGGCAUAAGGAACCUCCACAGGAACUGGAGUCAGCCUCCUCCGACGAAGAAAAUGAAGAUGGCGACUUCACUGUGUAUGAGUGCCCAGGUCUGGCGCCGACAGGGGAGAUGGAGGUGCGCAACCCACUGUUCGACCAUUCCUCGCUGUCAGCGCCCAUGCCGGGUCCCCACUCCUCACCUCCGCUGCAGUGAUGUCCACUUGCCUGCAGCCCACAGCCCACCGGUGGGGAGGAGCAAGUCCAGGUGUCCCCAUGGAAAAGAACAGCAUUGUGACCCUCUGCACGCUUUCGGCAGGAGGGAGGCACCAGCCCCCUGGGUCCCCUGCCUGGGAGACUCUGCGCCUUAUGUGGGAGAUCUAGCGGCUGCUUGCACAUUCUCUGUCUGGCCCAAACCCUCACACUGGCGAUACUAAGCCCAGGAACCCUAGAGCCCAGGCAUGGAUACAGUUCUGGAGACAAAAGCCAAUUAAAAUCUUUUUCAAACCUGUGGGUGGCUUCUGGGUUC
Molecule: messenger RNA, 1502 nt
Organism: Acomys russatus (golden spiny mouse)
Lineage: Eukaryota; Metazoa; Chordata; Mammalia; Rodentia; Muridae
Gene: Npdc1
Product: neural proliferation, differentiation and control 1
Exons: 9
Coding region: 195-1190 (331 amino acids)
Cellular component (GO): membrane
Source: RefSeq, a predicted model, not a curated record